This is a messenger RNA of Penicillium samsonianum, 1359 nucleotides long. RefSeq lists its product as uncharacterized. The record is from RefSeq and is a predicted model, not a curated record. Gene Ontology annotation, biological process: lipid metabolic process. Gene Ontology annotation, molecular function: phosphoric diester hydrolase activity. Lineage: Eukaryota; Fungi; Ascomycota; Eurotiomycetes; Eurotiales; Aspergillaceae. The transcript is spliced from 3 exons. Bases 1 to 1359 code for a protein of 452 amino acids.
AUGAGGUGGCCUACUAUUGUUCUCGGUUUCCUCGCCGUUGCCGUGGCCCAGGAAUCGUCUACUGAAUCCUCCACGGAAUCGGGGAAGACCACCACCGAUGGAACCACGGUUGUGUCAGUCACAACUCCCGUGGCCAUUCCCUCGGGUACCUACCUAGACCUCAGCACAACAAUCACACUGAGUGAUGGCGACAAGUCGACCAUUGCAUCGACCACCCAGCACAAUGGCACAAUGACUGCCUCCAACCAGACGGCAGUCACCACGACUUCCGACUCCUUGACUUUGUUGGUGGGCGGCGGAGGAACGACGGUGAUCGGGAACAGUAGCAUGAACGCGACUGCGACUACCACUAGUACGGCUACGAAUACGCCUGUCGUCAACACCCGCCCUUGCAACAACUACCCCGAGUUCUGUGCUAGGAAAUACUCCAACAUUACCAUGGUCGCAGCGCACAACAGCCCGUUCGUGCGCCCGAACAGCGUCGCCGCCAACCAGGCGCUGGAUGUGACAACACAAUUGAAUGAUGGAAUUCGCACGCUGCAAUUCCAAACGCACUACGAGAAUGGCACUAUAUACCUGUGCCACACGAGCUGUCAAUUGCUCGAUGCCGGCACCCUCGAAAAUUACCUGAUCAACGUCAACACGUGGAUGCGGAAGAACCCAUACGAUGUGGUGACCUUCAUCAUCGGCAACUUCGACUACGUCUCGCCCGAAAACUUCACCAUCCCGAUCGAAAACUCUGGACUGAAGGACCUCAUCUAUACCCCUACUAAGGUCCCAAUGGCUCUCAACGACUGGCCCACGCUCUCAGAGAUGAUCCUUAAGCAGAAGCGCGCAGUCUUCUUCAUGGACUACCAAGCCAACCAGACCUCGCACCCAUGGCUGAUGGAUCAGUUCUCGCAGGUGUGGGAGACGCCCUUCUCGCCCACCGAUCCCUCCUUCCCCUGCACGCAGCAACGACCACCCGGUCUGUCCAAUGCAGCCGCUAAGAACCGCAUGUACAUGGCCAACCACAAUCUGAACCUGCAGUUGAAUCUCGGUUCUCUGAGCAUGUUGAUUCCCAAUUCUGCUCAGCUUGACGAGACCAAUGCUGUGAAUGGCAGUGGCAGUCUGGGCGAAAUGGCUGAGAAAUGUAACGCAACCUGGGGCCGUCCCCCUAACUUCCUUCUGGUCGAUUAUUAUAACUACGGCAAUUUCAACGGCUCGGUCUUCGAGGUCGCUGCCAAGAUGAACAAUGUCACCUACGACCGUAAGUGCUGUGGCAAGACGUCUGGCGCACUGCGCGAGGUUUCUGUCGCCGGUAUGUCGACGGUGCUUCUGGUGGCAGUGGGAGUGCAGAUGGUGGUGUCUGUGUUCUGA